This is a messenger RNA of Drosophila erecta, 5286 nucleotides long. It is a transcript of the gene Tao, whose product is annotated as serine/threonine-protein kinase Tao. The record is from RefSeq and is a predicted model, not a curated record. Lineage: Eukaryota; Metazoa; Arthropoda; Insecta; Diptera; Drosophilidae. The transcript is spliced from 13 exons. Gene Ontology annotation, biological process: protein phosphorylation. Gene Ontology annotation, molecular function: ATP binding; protein kinase activity. The coding region runs from base 547 to 3666 and encodes 1039 amino acids.
GUCAUUUUUUGGGAAAAGCCGCUCGUCCGAUCUGGUAACACUGUAUGGUGUGUGAACGUGAACUUUACGGAACUUAAUUAGAGAAACGAGUGAAGAAAAGUUGCAAAUAGACAAGCGCUGCUAAUUUUCCGUGCCGUAGAUGGGUGCAUCUGCGACGUAACGAUCCCCCGAAUUCGGUGCUCGGCACUCGAGAUGCGUAGCCAGUGCGGACUUGUGAACGCAACGCGUGUGCAGUGCAGGGCAAUAGUUGCCAUUCCCAGUAGCAGUACCACUACCACUAACAGUCCCAUUCCGAUUCCCGUUCCCAGUCGCAAUCGCAGUCGCAGCAGGGCCAAUAACAGCAGAAGCGGGCGUGGGGAGAGCGACGCAUGAGGAAAAAAUGCAUACAGAUGCGAAAAACAAGACCCAGUUGCGCCGAUAAACAAGCAAGCACUAAUUAAUUGCCAAAAAACUUCAAGACAGCAGAGUAGCCAACUGGAGCUGCAGACGAGGAAAAGCACGCAGGUCGAUCACUGAGUGAGCUGGGCUAGAGCAUGAAAGACAGCCAUGCCUUCGGCACGACCUGGUAGUCUCAAGGAUCCGGAAAUAGCCGACCUAUUCAACAAGCAUGACCCGGAGAAAAUCUUCGAGGACCUACGCGAAAUUGGCCAUGGGUCGUUCGGCGCGGUCUACUAUGCGCGAUGCAACCUCACCAAGGAGAUCGUGGCCAUCAAAAAGAUGUCCUACACCGGCAAGCAGAGUCAGGAGAAGUGGCAGGACAUUCUCAAAGAGAUACGCUUCCUUCGCCAAUUGAACCACCCAAACACCAUAGAAUACAAGGGAUGCUAUCUGCGCGAGUCGACCGCCUGGCUGGUGAUGGAGUACUGCGUGGGCUCCGCCUCGGACAUCAUCGAGGUGCACAAAAAGCCGCUGCACGAGGACGAGAUCGCUGCCAUCUGUCUGGGUGUGCUCAGUGGGUUGAGCUAUCUGCACUCGCUGGGGCGCAUCCACCGCGACAUCAAGGCGGGCAACAUCCUGCUCACGGACAACGGUGUCGUCAAGCUGGCCGAUUUCGGUAGCGCUGCCAUCAAGUGCCCGGCCAACAGUUUUGUCGGCACGCCCUAUUGGAUGGCGCCCGAGGUGAUCCUGGCCAUGGAUGAGGGCCAAUACGACGGCAAGGUGGACGUGUGGUCGCUGGGCAUCACCUGCAUCGAGCUGGCGGAGCGCAAGCCUCCCUACUUUAACAUGAACGCCAUGUCGGCGCUCUACCACAUUGCGCAGAAUGAGUCGCCAACUCUUCCGAAGAACGACUGGUCGGAUGCGUUCUGCAGCUUUGUUGAACUGUGCCUCAAGAAGAUGCCAGCAGAGCGACCCUCGUCGGCCAAGCUGUUGACCCACGCCUACGUGACCCGACCGCGAUCCGACACCGUGCUGCUGGAGCUGAUCGCCCGCACCAAAUCAGCCGUGCGCGAGCUGGACAACCUCAACUACCGCAAGAUGAAGAAGAUACUCAUGGUGGACACCUGCGAGACGGAGAGCGCCGUGGGCGACACCGACGACCAACAGGACGACCAUGCCGGUGGCGACAGCAGCAAGAGCAAUAGUAUUACUUCGGAACACUCCAUACACUCGGUGGGUGUAUCGGCAGCCAGUAGUCAGAGCUCCUCAUCCAAUUCCAUACCGGCUGCGGCCCAGAAUCAUCACCAUAUCGCUGCGCACCACCACCAGCAGGCUGCUAGCGCCGCUGCGGCGGCGGCAAUCCACCACCAUCACCAUCCACACCAGCAGCCGCCGCCCAGCUGGCCAAGCGGCCAGCAAGGACAGGCGGUUCCGCCCGGAGCCGUUUCCCGCAACUCCUCGCGUCAUCGAAAUCGGCCGCCGCUGCCCAACAUAAUGCACAGCAUGAACAACAAUGUGACGCCAACUAACUCGGCCUCGGUUGUGCCGGCACCAGCGCCUGCUCCAGUGCUUCCACCGCCUAUUUCCGUUUUGCCGCACCUAAGUGCGAUGGGCCACGUGGGAGGCGGAGGCACUGGGACCGGUGGCAGCGGUGGAGGCUCUCCGGCAUCCGGUGGACCCCUGGCGGAUCGCAUGCAGCCCAUACAGCCGCGCUACCUAACGACGCCCGCCGCCCAAGCGGCCGUGUAUGCGGCCAGCUCCGCGUCCUCGCAACAGGCCAUUUCCAACGCAGUCAACGACCACGGGCCCAACAACUUUGCCACCAUUCGCACCACCAGUAUUGUGACCAAGCAGCAAAAGGAACACAUGCAGGAGGAGAUGCACGAGCAGAUGUCCGGCUACAAGCGGAUGCGGCGCGAGCACCAGGCGCACCUGGUCAAACUGGAGGAGAAGUGCAAGGUGGACAUGGAGGCGCAUAAGACGGCCCUGGACAAGGAGUAUGACACGCUGCUCCACAACUUUACGAGGGACCUCGACCGGCUUGAGACGAAGCACCAGCAGGAUGUGGAGAGGCGGGCUAAGCAAACGAGCGCCGCCGAGAAGAAACUACACAAAGAGAUUACGCUGAAGCAGGAGAACGACCGCAAGGUGUACGACCUGAACCGCAAGAAGGAGUACAAGGCGAACAAAGAGCGCUGGAAGCGGGAGCUCUCCAUGGAUGAGUCGACGCCCAAGCGGCAGCGCGAUCUUACCCUGCAGUCGCAGAAGGACAACCUCAAGCAGCACGAGGCGCAGGAGGAGCAGCGUAUGCUCCAGGCCCAGAAGCAGUACAUCGAGCUGGAGAUGCGAAAGUUCAAGCGCAAGCGCAUGAUCAUGCAGCACGAGCACGAGGAUCAGCAGCUGCGCGACGAGCUCGAAAAGAAGGAGCAGCAACUGCAACAGGCACACGCAAUGCUUCUUAAGCACCACGAAAAGACACAGGAGCUGGAGUACCGCCAGCAGAAGAGCGUACACCAGUUGCGCGAGGAGCAGAUAAACAAGCAACACGAUACAGAGUUGCAUAAUCAAGAAGACUACAUGGAACGCAUCAAGAAGGAGCUCGAACGCAAGCAUGCGGUUGAGCUAAGGCAACAGCCGAAGAGCUUGAAGCAAAAGGAGCUCCAGAUACGCAAGCAGUUCCGGGAAACAUGCAAGACUCAGACGAAGCAAUACAAACGCUAUAAGGCCCAAGUACUGCAGACGACACCAAAGGAGCAACAGAAGGAGGUCAUCAAGCAGCUGAAGGAAGAGAAGCAUCGCAAACUGACGCUGCUGGGUGAACAGUACGAGCAAAGCAUUGCGGACAUGUUCCAAAGCCAGAGCUACAAACUAGACGAAAGCCAAGUGAUCGAGUGCCACCGUACUCACGAUCAGCUGGAGUACGAGCUGGAGAUGCUCACUGCCUACCAGAACAAGAAUAAGAAGCAGGCACAGGAACAGCGUGAUCGCGAGCGUCGGGAGCUCGAGAACCGCGUUAGCGUGCGGCGGGGCCUGCUCGAGAAUAAGAUGGACGCCGAGUUGCAGCAAUUCAACCAGGAACGCGCCGAGCGCUUGCGCAUGAAACACGAGAAGCAUACUAAAGAAUUGGAAGCAUUUGAUAAUGAAUCAAUUGCCCUAGGUUUCAGCACUUUAUCUCUGAUUGAGGUAUCUCGUGAAGCCUAUGCAGAUGAGGAGGGAAGUCUGUCUGGUUCAAUGAUUAGUUUAGCCCAUAGCAAUAGUUCAACAAGUUUUCCGGCUGGUUCGCUAUAGCAUAGACAACAACAAUGCCAACCCCCACAACAAGUGUUUAGUAAUAUGAACUACUUCAAUUUUAAUGGAAAUUAUAAAGCCAACAGUACGACAGCAACAACUAGAGCCCGACACAAGCAACAGAAAUCGCCGCUAAAACAUCAGCAGAAACAUUAGCAGCAGAAACAGUCCUGGCUAGCAAUGUUUUUGUAGGAACUAGGAACACGACACACAACCCACAACACACAACAUACAACAUACAAUACACACAACUGCGAGCAAUGCUCGGAUUGGUUGCUUAGGAAACAUUAGAACCCAAGUAUUUUCUAAAAGUUACAACAAGCAAAAGCUGCAAUAGUUUUGUAUUAAAGGAAACUCAAUCGGAGAUGGCAACAAGAUACUAAUAUUUGAAACCAUUUAAUACAAGAUCAAUCAAAAACAAAGGAAAACAAACAUAAAUAAUUAUAUAUGUAAGCAUAAAUGUCAUACACAAACAAUAACACAACAACAAACAAAAAAACAAGCAAGCAAACAAAGAUCAACAUCAAACUUUGAUAUGCAAAGUGUUUAAAUCUAAAGUCUAAUUUGAUAUUAUUACCGAAUAACUGAAUCAAUCACCAUUUUGAUUUGUUAACCAUUUAUAUAUUUGUGGUCUCGCGCUGCAAAAAUGUCACGAAAGUAAUUAGGUGUGUAUUAUUUGUUAAAACUCGCGGAAAUAGAUCAUUCAGUUGGCCCUCGCACUCGGGUGUGCGAGAUCUUUAAAUGUUAUUUUCAAUUGAUAGUCAGUCGACGGCGCUGCGAUCGCAGUUCGAAUCAGGCGCACAUCGAUUGCCAUUUUUGCAUGUUGUUAGGUUCAACAAUUUCGGUUUACGUUAUGUUUUUCUACUUUGACUCGAUUCGAUUCAAAUAAAAGUAUUUUUUUAAAUGAAAUGAGAAACAACAAAUUUUUUAUUUUACUUGCUGUACAAUAAGUUUUAUGGCCAAAAUUAUUAUAAAUCCCGCAAAUAUUAAAACGCAAAAAGAUUCAUUUUGUUUACAAUUAAUUUAGUUUUGUUUGUUAUAACAAGAAGGAUAUAAUAUAUAUAAAACUAAAAUAAGCAUAUUUUAGAGUUAAUUAAUGCAAAUUGCAAAAUGCUUAGUCAAAACAAUAAAAAUUGUAUAGAAAAUUAAAGCAUAAAAAGGUUUAAUUAUUCAAAGAUUAUGUUUACGUGGAAAUAUUAUUUAUCCUUCACUCGCAUGCUGAUCAAAACCCGCGGAAACACUACACCCACAAACCCCCAACCAUUCACGAGGAAAACGCGAAAGUAUGCAGCCGAAAAUAUUUCACUAAAAAACAUAGAAUUCUACAAAACUGAGACAAAGCAAGCAUAUAUUUCCGUUAGUCAUUAAUUAAACUAAACUAAAUUUAAAGCCACGCCCAUGAUCGCAGACGAGCGAAGGAUCGAAAUUGCAGGCGAUGAGGGGAGGCUCAUUUUCGGUAUUUCCGUUGAUAUUACACUGGAAGCACCGAGCAUCCACCAUGAUCACUAUGCCAUUUCGGAGCUAUACAUGGAUAUAUAUAUAUACCAUAGUUUGGGAAACAGAAGCGAAAUGAAGGUGGACGUGGACACGGGAAACGAGAGAGAUAGAGAUAGCUAAAAA